AUGCAGAUGGUGCUGGAGGAACGGGACCUAUGGGAGGUCGUCAGCGGUGAGAUCAAGGCGGAACAGUGCGAGACUCAGUUGGACCAAGCGACGUACAAGAGGAAGUCAAGAAAGGCGAUGGCAGUGAUCUGUCUAGCCAUGGAAGAUUCCCAGCUACCGUUGGUCCGGUCGGCAAGUGGUGCAUGCGACGCAUGGUCAAGGUUGGAAGACCACUUCGAGAAGAAGAGUCUUGCCAACAAGCUGUUCUUGCGCCGUCGCUUCUUCACGACAAUGAUGGAAGAAGGCGACGAUGUGCUCGAACACAUCAACAAGCUCAAGACGCUGGCGGAACAGCUAGAAGCGGUGGGGGCUCCAGUCUGCGAGGACGAUCUGGUGAUCACACUUCUCGGCAGCCUGAGUGACUCGUAUCAAUUCUUGAUCACAGCUUUGGAGUCGCGCUCAGACACUCUUAGCUGGGAGCUCGUGAUGUCUCGACUGCUUCAUGAAGAAAUGAAGCGGAAGGAGCAAGGAAGUAAAGGUGAUGAAGCUUCGCAAGGUCAAGCGUUCAUCACAAGGGACAAUCAGCGCAAAGGGCGACCAGUGAAGAAGUCCUGGCCGUGCCACAAUUGCGGAAAGAUUGGUCACUGGAUGGCGGAGUGCCCCUCGCGCAUCCAAGAAAACACGGAGAGACACCGGCCACAGCGUGCUCAAGACAGCGGCGACCGCUAUCGAUCACAACGUGCAAACGUCGCUCAAGAAGAAGACUCGGGCGACUACCUCUUUUCGAUCGGUGAAACGACAUCUGCGAAAUCGAGCGACAUCUGGCUGGUCGACUCCGGGGCGACGCAGCACAUGACGUGCUCCAAGAAGUUCAUGCGGAACUACAAGGGGUUUGACGCUGUGGAUGUCCAUCUCGCGGAUGAUGGAAUCGUCCAAGCAAUCGGCAGUGGGGACAUUGUCAUGUCGAUGAAGGCACCCCAAGGGAUGAAGAAAGGUGUGCUCACAAACGUGUGGCACAUCCCAAAGUUAUCCAGAAACCUGUUCUCGGUCGGCCGCUUCACCAAGGAUGUCGGCCCAGUGACGUUCACGAAGGAUGGGUGCUAUGGAGAAGCGAAAGGGACCAAGUGGAAAAUUGGUGCCCGUGAAGGUAAAGGACUGUUCAAGCUGCAAAUGACUCCAGUGGCGCCGGAACAAGCAAAUGCAGCCAAGUCGUCGGGAUGUCAAGGGGGCACCAAGUCGUACCUCUGGCACCUUCGGCUUGGCCACAUAGGUCACGAUGGACUCAAUUGCAUCGUGACGAAGAACAUUGGAAUUGGCAUCGACAUAUCUUCGGUGAAGAAGUGGGACGUGUGUGAAGGUUGUGCUCUGGGAAAACAGACUCGAGUGCGCUUCCAAUCAAACACUACAGCUCGCACCUCCAAACUCCUCGAAGUGAUUCACAGCGACGUAUGCGGACCGAUGUCGAUGGCAACUUUCAGUGGAAAACGGUGA
This is a messenger RNA of Peronospora matthiolae, 1470 nucleotides long. Lineage: Eukaryota; Oomycota; Peronosporomycetes; Peronosporales; Peronosporaceae. The record is from the annotation of a GenBank genome assembly.